AUGCGACGGAAACUCGUAGCUUAUGUCGAGGCGAUUAUCAUACCUUGUUGUGGAAUGAUAACCGUCUCGCGGGGCUCCAUCUCCUUUCGCGGCGGUAAGGCGACACCGGGCGAGCCAGCCCGCCGCACGCCAGUCGCACCACAGCACGCGUCGACUCGACAUAUUUUCAUCAAGGGGAGUAGAACCAAAAAACCGCCACAAUGGACGCGAUCAAGAAGAAAAUGCAAGCGA
This is a messenger RNA of Brenthis ino (lesser marbled fritillary), 231 nucleotides long. The record is from the annotation of a GenBank genome assembly. NCBI's taxonomy places the organism in Eukaryota, Metazoa, Arthropoda, Insecta, Lepidoptera, Nymphalidae.